AUGGCUUCCUUUUCUCAGUUUUACUACUCUGAUGACUACGUGUGCUCUGAUGAAUUCACCACCCAGCUUCCAACCGAUCACCUCAUCACAUCCUCCGCCAUCACUGCUCCUCAACUAACCUUACCUUUCUCCUCCGACAUGAAUGGAGCAUCAGUUAGUAGUAUGGUCCCUUUUGAUUCAGAUAUCAGCUGCUCCUCCACCUCCUCCUCCUCAUCCUUGUCGUCAAUAGCAGCAGCAUUAUCAUUCCCAACAGGUGAACCGCUUGGGCCUUCGGAUACAACCCAUGACCCAGCAUUAGUAGGGCCCUCUAGUUAUGCUACAUUAUCAGGCAGCUUGUUUGGCAUUUCCGGAAACGAAGGUUUGAGCAGUGGUGCCGCCAAUUACUGCCACCAACAUGAUCGGGCAUAUGACUUUGGAGAUCAAGAAUGCGGCGCCCCGGCUUCGAACUUCUGGCCUCUCUAUCCGCGGGCCAUGACCUCCGACAAUUGGGAAAUUCAAGGCGGGGUAGCACAAAGGAUGGAAGAGCCGACGUUGAAGGUCUCCCGGUAUUCAGCUGAAGAGAGGAAAGACAGAAUUCUCAGAUAUUUAAAGAAGAGAAGUCAAAGGAAUUUCAACAAGACUAUCAAGUAUGCCUGUCGCAAAACCCUAGCUGACAAGAGGGUCCGUGUUCGUGGAAGAUUUGCCAGGAAUAAUGAAUGUUGCGAAGAUGAUCAAACGCUAGUACUGGUGAAGACAGAUAGCAAUCUUCAACAAGCAGAUUCAUGCUACAACAUUCCUGUCGACGACCAGAUCAUGAAAUCCUAUGACGAGGAAUGGCUGCAGGAGGCUAUUGCCAGCCUUAUGUGUUAUCGUAUAGCGCCGGAUAAUGGACUGGAGCUUCCGGACAAGUACUUGAUGAACUAGCAGCAUCUUUCUCCAAGCUGGGAAGCCAGCUGAUUCAUGC
Molecule: messenger RNA, 943 nt
Organism: Coffea eugenioides
Lineage: Eukaryota; Viridiplantae; Streptophyta; Magnoliopsida; Gentianales; Rubiaceae
Product: zinc finger protein CONSTANS-LIKE 15
Exons: 4
Coding region: 1-903 (300 amino acids)
Biological process (GO): regulation of flower development
Cellular component (GO): nucleus
Molecular function (GO): protein binding
Source: RefSeq, a predicted model, not a curated record